AUGGAAAUCUCCCCCGAGGUGAAGAAAGCUGUUUGCAGAUAUUGCAAAAGUAAAUUUGCUACUGGUGGAAAUGGGUCAAGUACUACCCAUUUGAAAAGACAUUCCAAAAUUUGCAUUCAAAAGAAGGCUAAAACAACUGCUAAAAGUAGACAACCCACCAUUCCAUUCCAGCCUUCAAAUUCAAAUAACCUUUUUAUGAUUCCCGGUGUUAGAUACUCUAACAAAAAGAUGAGGGAAAUAAUUGCAACUGCUAUCAUGGUUCAUGAAUAUCCUUUUAGUGUUGUUGAGGAUUCUAUUUGGAUGUGGGCCUUCCAAUAUGCAAACCCUGAUUUUCAUAAGGUUACACAUAAAACUGCAAGAAAUGAUUGUUUGGCAUUGUUUGAGAUGGAGAAGAAAACAUUGAAGAAAUUCUUAAAAAGUGUGAGCAAGAUCAUUUUAACUACAAAUAUGUGGAAAUCUAGCCAUCAAGUAGUUGAAUAUAUGGUUAUUACUGGACAUUUCAUUGACGCAAGAUGGAAUCUUCAAAAAAGAGUUUUAAGUUUUGUGAAAGUGCCUGCUCCAAGGCGUGUGCAAGAUGGCCUUAAUACAAUUAAGGAUAUCAUUUUCAAUAUUCAUGAAAGUGUCAAAUAUAUUAACCUCAACGAUGCAAGACUAAAGGCAUUUUGUGUUGUUGUUGAGCAAAAACGCUUGAAAGAAAUGAAACUUGUUAUUGAUUGUCCAACAAGAUGGAAUUCAACCUUUAAUAUGUUUUCAACUACUUUGAAAUUUAAGAUUGCAUUUGCUUCUUACAAAGAAAAAGAGCCUCACUAUAAUUAUGCACCUUCACUUGAGGAGUGGAAUCAAGUUGAGAAAGUUUGUAAGCUGCUGGAAGUUUUUAAUCUUGCUACUCAUGUCAUCUCAGGUAGUGAGUAUCCGACUGCAAAUUUGUAUUUGGCAGAAGUUUGGAAGGUUAAACAAAUACUUGAUAAGGAGAUUGAAGACGAAGAUCUCUUCAUAAGGGAAAUGGCAGUUGUCACUAGUUUUGACAAAAUUAUGAGCAUGCUUUGUGAAAAGGAGGUAGUUUCUCCUAUAAAAUCAGAAUUGCAAGAUUAUCUUGAUGAAGGUAUUUAUGUUCCUAACACUAAUUCCUUUACUGCUUUGGACUGGUGGAGGAACAAUAGCAUGAAAUAUAAGAUAUUAUCCAUAGCAGUUGUGCACAACAACUAG
Messenger RNA from Glycine soja, 1206 nucleotides. RefSeq names its product zinc finger BED domain-containing protein DAYSLEEPER-like. Lineage: Eukaryota; Viridiplantae; Streptophyta; Magnoliopsida; Fabales; Fabaceae. Gene Ontology annotation, molecular function: protein dimerization activity; DNA binding. The transcript has 4 exons. The record is from RefSeq and is a predicted model, not a curated record. The coding region runs from base 1 to 1206 and encodes 401 amino acids.